This is a messenger RNA of Panthera uncia (snow leopard), 2519 nucleotides long. RefSeq names its product protein phosphatase 3 catalytic subunit gamma (gene PPP3CC). Bases 335 to 1906 code for a protein of 523 amino acids. The record is from RefSeq and is a predicted model, not a curated record. Lineage: Eukaryota; Metazoa; Chordata; Mammalia; Carnivora; Felidae. The transcript is spliced from 14 exons. Gene Ontology annotation, cellular component: cytoplasm; calcineurin complex. Gene Ontology annotation, biological process: calcineurin-mediated signaling. Gene Ontology annotation, molecular function: calmodulin-dependent protein phosphatase activity; calmodulin binding.
CCGCCGGGAAGUUGGGAGCGCGGCGUGCGGCGGCGCGCGCGCGCGCACGCGGGUCCGGGCUGCGAGCAGCCGCGGCCGCCCCGGUUGCCUCCCUUAGCCCGGUGUGCUCGGGACUCGGCGCCUCAGGAGGGAGCGGCCAGUGGGCUAGCAUCUUGUCGGUGGGGUUCUGAGGCCAGGCUGCCGCGGCCACCUCUUUCUGGUGCCUGAGCCUCCCGGAGGGGCCGGGGCCGGGUCACGGCGGGCUGACUGGUCCCGGGGAGCUGAGACUGCUGGACCCGAAGGCGGAGGUGCACGUCCGGCGGUCGCCUGGCGCCGGGAGGAGGCUGAGGGGACCAUGUCUGGGAGGAACUUCCACCUCUCCACCACCGAACGCGUCAUCAAAGCUGUCCCCUUUCCUCCAACCCAACGGCUUACUUUGAAGGAAGUAUUUGAGAAUGGGAAACCUAAAAUUGAUGUCUUAAGAAACCAUUUGGUGAAGGAAGGGCGACUGGAAGAGGAAGUAGCCUUAAAGAUAAUCAAUGAUGGGGCUGCUAUCCUGAGACAAGAGAAGACUAUGAUAGAACUAGAUUCUCCAAUCACAGUGUGUGGUGACAUUCAUGGACAAUUCUUUGACUUGAUGAAGUUGUUCGAAGUUGGAGGAUCACCUACUAACACACGCUACCUCUUUCUGGGUGACUAUGUGGACAGAGGCUAUUUCAGUAUAGAGUGUGUGCUGUUUUUGUGGAGUUUAAAGAUUAAUCAUCCCAAAACAGUGUUUCUGCUUCGAGGAAAUCAUGAGUGCAGGCAUCUUACAGAAUAUUUCACCUUCAAACAGGAAUGUCGAAUCAAAUAUUCUGAACAGGUGUAUGAUGCGUGUAUGGAGACAUUUGACUGUCUUCCACUUGCUGCCCUCUUAAACCAGCAGUUUCUGUGUGUACAUGGAGGGAUGUCACCUGAAAUUACUAGUUUAGAUGACAUUAGGAAAUUAGACAGGUUUAAAGAACCUCCAGCCUUUGGGCCAGUGUGUGACCUGCUUUGGUCUGAUCCCUCAGAGGAUUAUGGCAGUGAAAAGACCUUGGAGCACUAUACCCACAACACUGUCCGAGGGUGCUCUUAUUUUUACAGUUACCCUGCAGUUUGUGAAUUUUUGCAGAACAAUAAUUUGUUAUCAAUAAUCAGAGCCCAUGAAGCCCAAGAUGCUGGGUAUCGAAUGUACAGGAAGAGCCAAACAACAGGCUUUCCAUCACUCAUUACAAUUUUCUCUGCCCCCAAUUACCUAGAUGUCUAUAACAAUAAAGCUGCUGUGUUAAAAUAUGAAAACAAUGUCAUGAAUAUCAGGCAGUUUAACUGUUCUCCACACCCCUACUGGCUUCCAAACUUUAUGGAUGUUUUCACGUGGUCUUUGCCUUUUGUUGGGGAAAAAGUCACAGAGAUGCUGGUUAACGUUCUCAACAUAUGCUCUGAUGAUGAAUUGAUUUCCGAAGAUGAAAUUGAAGGAGGCACUACAGUUCGAAAGGAGAUCAUCAAGAAUAAAAUCAGAGCCAUUGGGAAGAUGGCACGGGUCUUUUCAAUUCUGCGGGAAGAGAGUGAGAGUGUGCUGACUCUCAAGGGCCUGACGCCUACAGGGACACUCCCUCUAGGUGUCCUCUCAGGAGGAAAGCAGACUAUUGAGACAGCCACAGUAGAAGCGGUAGAGGCCCGGGAAGCCAUCAGAGGGUUUUCGCUUCAGCACAGGAUCCGGAGUUUUGAAGAAGCCCGAGGACUGGACCGAAUUAACGAACGGAUGCCACCUCGAAAAGACAGCCAGUACCCUGACGGGCCAGUGAGACUGCCGGCACAGCCCAGCGCUGCGCACAGGAGCGACAGGGGGAGAAGAGCCAACAAUGACACAGAGCCCUGCUGUGGCACAGGUGGAUCGAAAACUUAAGAACAAAUUUUAUUUAUUAUUGGAAAACAAAACAAAAACAACUUUAACAACUUAAACCUGGAGGUGCAUUCAUAUACACUUUGCAUUUAUGCUGUAAGAAAGGUGACCAUUUUAUAAAUUGUUUUUAAUUUAUGUUUAAUAUAUAUAAAAAGUGCAUCUGUUUUGUUUUUCCCUUUUCUUCCUAAUUUUUAGGAACUGAUCUGAUUGUCUGAUACAUAUGUGAAGUCUUGUGCUACACAGGGGACCUUCCCCUAAUAAAAGGGCCUUGGAAACCUCCACACUGGGCUUCUGACUUGAACUAGCCAGGCUUUUCUCCUGUUCUUUUGGAAGGUGAUAGCUUUCAUUUCAGACUAAUAAUAGUUUUUCAAACAUAAGAGGGUUUUUUCUUUUCCCUUUCUACAGGGUACUGUUGAAGAAGAUGGCCUGGAUUUCACUGGCUAAAACUACUCUUCUUAUGGAAAACUUGAUUAUAGGCAAACUUCUCAGUGAAUAACCCAAACCCAGUGAUUUUGAGGGCCAAGGAGAAUGUUUUCCAUAUAACCUACUUUCUUCUGGACUCUCAAUUCCUUUUAAUAUGUUCUAGUAAGACAAAAUAAAAAGCAAUGAGAGAUUU